Mustela lutreola (European mink) is the source of this 978-nucleotide messenger RNA. RefSeq names its product basic salivary proline-rich protein 1-like. The transcript has 2 exons. Bases 1 to 978 code for a protein of 325 amino acids. Lineage: Eukaryota; Metazoa; Chordata; Mammalia; Carnivora; Mustelidae. The record is from RefSeq and is a predicted model, not a curated record.
AUGCUCCUUAGAUCUGCACUAUCAUUAAACCUUCAGACACUGGAGAAGUUAGGAAAAUUAAUUUCCAAAGAGGAGGAGGAAGGCCACGAGAAAUGGCAAAGCAACUACUCGGGGCCGGGCACCGGGCAGGUCGGGGCGCCCGCUGCUCCGGGUCAGCCGCUCCCCUCCCCCCGCCGUAACCUGACCCGCCGCUCCCGCUCCCGCCCCCCGCCCGAGGCUCCUGGGACCCGGCCAGAGCCCGGGGAGCACCGGCUCCCCCGCACCCUUUUCGGUCCCGGCGGCCACCAGCCCCGCGGACCCCGCGGUCUCCCUCGAGCUCGCCGCUCCUCCCCGGCGCCCCGACCCCCGGUUCCCGGUCAGCUCGGCCAGGGCAGCCCUUCCCCGUUUACCCUCCCGGCCCGGCCGAGCCCGACGCGCCUGCCGGCCCCGCCUCCAGGUCCCGGGCGCGCUGGGGGCCCUCGGAGCCGCUCCCCUCGGAGCCGCUCCUCUCUGCGCCCGGGCCGCGAAUCCGCCGUCCCCGAGGGCCCGGGGCUCGACGCCGCCGGAGCCCCUCGGUCCCCGGACCCCGCCCGCCGCCCCUCGAUACUUACGGGCUGCUUCCACCACAGAGCCGGCCGCGGGGCGGGGGAGAAGGGGCGGCAGGGCGGGGGCUCGGGAGGAUCGGCAGCGGCCAGCAGGCUGAAUGCAAGACGGCGUCGCCGGGCGGAGGACGGGGGCCUCGGCGCGGGCCUCGGGAACUCGCCCCCUGGGGCUCGGGGUGACGGGGACAGGUCAGGCGAGCGCGCUCACUUCUCCACACAGCCCGGUGCCCGGCCCAGCAUCCCCGUAGUACGACCACUGCGCGCCGGGCCAGAGCUUCGCUCCUUCUGCCGCGGCGCGCGCCCCGCCUCUCGUUUUAUAGUCUCCUCCCCGCCCCCAUCCCCUCCCGUAGGGGUGCGCGCGCGCCCGCCUCGCGUCACACAGCUCGGGGCCGCGUAA